Rhododendron vialii is the source of this 745-nucleotide messenger RNA. RefSeq lists its product as uncharacterized. Lineage: Eukaryota; Viridiplantae; Streptophyta; Magnoliopsida; Ericales; Ericaceae. The record is from RefSeq and is a predicted model, not a curated record. The transcript is spliced from 2 exons. Bases 103 to 591 code for a protein of 162 amino acids.
ACUGACGAGUGAAGAAAAACCUCUGUUUAGGGUUUUAGAACUUCGACGCUGCAAAUCAAUCGAAACGGUCCUGGCAUCAAAACGAUAAGAAACAGUCCAGGCAUGGCGAGCAUCAUCAUGGCUCCAACAAUUAGCUCUUUCUCUACCAAAACAAGCAUCAAAGAGUAUAAGAUUUCACAUAUUACUCCUCGAAAGAGUCAUUCUAUUAAGGCAAUGAGGGCAGAGAAACCUCUGGAGGAACUGUACAAGGGUCAUUCUGUUAAUGCAACGAGGGAAGAGAAACCUCUGGAGGAGCUGUACAACGUGAGGGUAGAAAGGAAAGUGCCACCUGAGCGACUGGUGGAGCUCGGAGUUUCAGGAUGGUCAAUGUGGAAGACGGACAAGUGCAAGUUGCCAUGGAACUGGCACGUCGACCAGUUCGUAUACAUCGAGGAAGGAGAGGUGAGGGUUGUGCCUGAAGGGAGCCAUCGUUUCAUGCGGUUUCUGGCCGGUGACCUUGUUCGUUACCCUAAGUGGUUCGAGGCUGAUCUUUUCUUCAAUGGCUUCUACCAAGAGCGUUAUAGUUUCCGGGCCUAUGGCGAUGACUAUUAGAAUUUUGACAUGUGGAUUGCCUUCUGUCUUUGUGUAUUUGAAAGUUCAAGUGCUUCUGUACCUAUGGUGGGAUAGAGAGGGUACUGGGAUGGAAAUACUGACAUUGGCUGAAGCUUGUACAUCUUAAGGUUUUAUAGGGAAGAACUGCUUCAAA